UAAAUCAGCCGCAGAGAAAGACGCCAUUUUGUUGUGGAAACGGUAGAUUCUAUACUUUUAGACAAUUUUACCUCAAUUUUUACCAUAAUUUCGUGUACUCUUUUGAAGUUUUAACCUACAAAGAUGCCAGACAAGUCUAAAGAAACCGAAGACGCUGUCCAAAGAGCUAAAUUAGCCGAACAAGCCGAAAGGUAUGACGACAUGGCCAAAUUCAUGAAGAAAGUCGCGGUUGCAGAGGGACAACUGUCAAACGAUCGAAGAAAUUUGUUAUCUGUAGCUUACAAGAAUGUAGUAGGAGCUCGAAGAUCAUCUUGGAGAGUCAUUUGCAUGAUUGAAAACAAAGCUGAGACGGACAGCCGUAAAAAAAUUGCAACAGAAUUCCGCAAAACCGUCGAGGAAGAGUUGGACAAAACCUGCAAAGAAGUUCUUGAUUUAUUAGACAAGGAACUGAUUCCUAAUCUAGAUGGAACUGAUUUUGAUGCAAAGGUAUUUUAUUUGAAAAUGAAGGGAGAUUACUACCGAUACAUUGCCGAAUUUGCUGAAGAGGAAUCUAAGAAAGAGGCAUCUGAGAAGGCAAAGGAUGCCUACAAUGACGCCUACCAAUGCGCCAAGGAAAAUAUGGUUCCUACGCACCCUAAUCGCCUUGGAUUAGCUCUCAACUACUCCGUGUUUUACUAUGAAAUUCUCCAAUCUCCUGAUAAGGCGUGUUCAUUGGCUAAGGAGGCGUUUGAUUCUGCCAUCGCUGAACUCGAUAACCUCAAUAAGGAUGAUUACAAAGACAGUACAUUGAUUAUGCAGCUUCUCCGUGAUAACCUUACGCUCUGGACCUCGGACGCCGAUGGUGGAUAUAAUGAUCAAGAGCCAGAACAAGAUUAAUUCCCAGCUUAUUUUAAAUUGACAUUUGAUGCUAAAACAUUGAGAAGUUUUUAACCGAGCUUUCAGAUGCUCCUGUCCAUUUCAACGUACAUUUAUAGGGUACCUCAAGUGUGGUCUAGUUGAUUCGUCAAUCAUUGUGCUUUUGGUACAAAGAAUUCUGGAAACCUAUUUAAUUUUUAUUGUAGACUGCUUUUUUGUCCUUGUGUAUCCGUAGUUUUUAUGUGUUCUUUCUUAAGAUUGAGAUCUCAGCCUUGCCUUUUUGCUGUGUAAUUUCCAUGUUUAGGCUUCGUCUAGAAGAGAUUCCUACACGAUUAUCUUUUAAUGGCUAAUUUUGUCAGUUGACAUCUAUUUGACACCCCUCAAUUAUUUAUUAGACUCUUCUGUACAUUCAUUCUCCAAUCAUUUGUCCUGUUUGACGACAAUGUGCGAUACAGUUUAUUACCAAAAUAAGGGUUGAAUUUUUACAUGAAUAAAUCCCAUGUUGUGAUUUUCUAAAGGAUUGCUUGAUGCAGUUUUUAGGACUAAUAAGCAUGUUUGUCAUCCAAAAAAUCAUUGCGGAUGUAAUACUCCCAAAAUUUGUUAAGUAGCUUUGAUAAUGUGGAAUCUAACACUCAAAUUUCUUUUAUUUAUAUAUUUCAAUAAUGUUGGAUGUAAAACUCCAUUCUAUUAUGAUUGAAAAAGGAUGUAAAACUCUCCAAACUGUUCUAGACAGUAAGAUAUAAAACCGAAUUGUUAAAUAACAAACAUAAAAGGCUAUUAUUCAAACUUGCGAAUAUAAAUUUGAAUUUUAAAGGUUAUCGUAUACCAUAUAUUGCAGCUUAAGUCAUUACUAUCUGAAUAUUCAAUCUCCCUGAAUGUUAAUAUUAAACUUUUCUCAAUCAAUAUCUACAGGCAUUUAUUGUUUUGUUUUGCAACUUUGCUGAUUUUUUUGUGUGAUAUAUUUUUUUCGUUUUUUAAUCUCUGAUCUUUUUGUCAAACUUUUUAAUGUCUUGAUGACAAACACUCACGAUGUAUGAUUAAAAUUCUGUAGAUCAGUCAUACUUUGUCAAGGAAAAUUUGAUAUCGAAAUUAAGAUUUUGUAAGCUAAACAGAAAGAGGAAAGUUAGAUAAAUCCAAGCCAUAUUGCAAUAGUUAAGUCACAUGACAUAAAGCCAACAAAAUCAAUAAGGUAGACAUGAGUCUUAUAGGUACCCUGAAUCGGAAAAAUAAAAAAGAAAUGAUAACACAGGUAUCUGUGAAAGAAUAAGCACACUCUGCCUAUGAAAGAAUAUUUAGAACUGUUAGUUCUUUCAGAUCAAGCUCUUUUAUUAAUUAGAUAAAAGUAAUUAGUGACUGGUUCAUUAGUCUAAAAUCUUCCUAUUAAUUAUGUCACUGAUUAUUGUUGGCAUAAGUUGGUGAAGUUAUAUAACAGGCUUAAAGAACAUCUGCUCUGAUAUUCUUUAAUUUGGGUGUGGACUAUAGUUAAGUCAGAUAGAGUGUGUCAAUCUUAUGACAUUAUUGCUUGAGUAAUUCAUAAAAAUGGUCAUGAAUUUGGGUGGGGACUAUAGCUCAGUCAGCUAGCGUGUUUGAAUCUUGUGACAUCAUUGCUUGAGUAUGUCAAAAAAAAUGGUCAUGAACUUUUAUAUUUGUUAGCUUGUGGUCAGAAUUGCAAUUAAGAAUUAAAAUGGUUAUGUCCAAUAAAAACUUUAUGGCUAUUGGGUCAAAUGAGAUCAUUUUUCUAUGCCAAUGCCAAAUAUGCAGGGUCAACUUUUUAAGAUAAUUGUUAAUUUUUUAUAUAUCUUUAUCGUUUUUUUUGUCUAACUUUGCUAUCCAUUGUUUUAUUUUGUGUUGAAUUUAUGUACAUGUAAUGUAUUUCUAGCCUUCAUCCAUUUUGUAGAGAAUGAUAUAGCUUGCACAGUACGCUGAUUUUUGAAAUGUUUUCACCUGAGUUAACACAACUCCUCAAGCCAUUUACAUACCAGAUAUAUUAAAAUACAUGUUAGGGCAUGUCUAGGGUUGGCUCAUUUCUUUAUACAUUUGGAUCUACUUGGUAAAUGUUACUACAGACUAAAUCCAGAUUUUAAAUACAGUAAUCUGAUUGGAUAAAAUAACUAAAUUUUUAAUCAAUUUUAGUGAUUGACCAAUCAGAUAACUUGAUCACUAACAUCAUCACAAGUUAAGUUUACAAGAAUAAGUCCCUAGAUCUCUGUUAGUUAUUAUUGACAGAGGUCAGUCUGAAACUUACUGACUCUAUAUCUGAUCUCUAAUAGUUAUCCAGAAACAAUCAUUUAACAGAGACUGGGCAAGCAUCAGAAAGUUGGCUCAUAGUCUUCUUGUUAAAUUUGAUGGCUGAAUUUGGUGUUUUGCAAAUUUUAAAGCUUCCAUUACCACUAUUAGAAAUUUUGUCAUCUUUAGUUAUGUUUGUGUCCAUCUUCCCAAAUUAAAACUGCAAUAUUGAGCUAACCGCAGAAUGUCACUUUACAUUUUAGGAGAGAAAGGGGCAUCCUUUUAUUCGUUUAUUUUAUACACACCUUUCAACUUAUAUUCCUUGUUUUUUUUAUCCCUAUCUCAUAUUUUUAGGUCUGUGUUUUUAUUGCAUCUUGUGUAGAUAUAUAUUAUGUACACACAUUACUAGGUAUAAUCAAUUAAAUGUUAUAGACUACC
This is a messenger RNA of Lottia gigantea (owl limpet), 3519 nucleotides long. RefSeq lists its product as hypothetical. Bases 124 to 876 code for a protein of 250 amino acids. NCBI's taxonomy places the organism in Eukaryota, Metazoa, Mollusca, Gastropoda, Lottiidae. Gene Ontology annotation, biological process: signal transduction. The record is from RefSeq and is a predicted model, not a curated record. The transcript has a single exon. Gene Ontology annotation, cellular component: cytoplasm.